GGCGGCGGAGGCGCACAGCGUGGGUUAGCGGCAAGACGUCGUCGCAGGAAAAAGCCCAAGGUGCUGCCGUUGCUGGUCCAAGUCGGAUUCGGUGUCGCCAGCGCCAGGCCUGUACAGCCCCGUCCUCGCCCCCGCUAGCCCCACAGGAUGGAGCCGGCCACCGUGCUGCCCCCGGGCCCGCGCCCGGCGAUGCCCCUCGGGGGCCCGGGCCCGCUGGGCGAGUUCCUGCCCCCCCCCGAGUGUCCGGUCUUCGAGCCCAGCUGGGAAGAGUUCGCGGACCCCUUCGCUUUCAUCCACAAGAUCCGGCCCAUCGCAGAGCAGACCGGGAUCUGUAAGGUGCGCCCGCCGCCGGAUUGGCAGCCACCAUUUGCAUGUGAUGUUGAUAAACUUCAUUUUACCCCACGUAUCCAGCGGCUGAACGAAUUGGAGGCUCAAACUCGUGUAAAAUUGAAUUUCCUGGACCAGAUUGCAAAGUACUGGGAGUUACAGGGAAGCACUCUGAAAAUUCCACAUGUGGAGAGGAAGAUCUUGGACUUGUUUCAGCUGAAUAAGUUAGUUGCAGAAGAAGGUGGAUUUGCAGUUGUUUGCAAGGACAGAAAAUGGACCAAAAUUGCCACAAAGAUGGGGUUUGCUCCUGGCAAAGCUGUGGGCUCACAUAUCAGAGGGCAUUAUGAACGAAUCCUCAACCCCUACAAUUUAUUCCUGUCUGGAGACAGUUUGAGGUGUCUACAGAAGCCCAACCUGACCACAGACACCAAGGACAAGGAGUACAAACCCCACGAUAUUCCCCAGAGGCAGUCUGUGCAGCCCUCAGAAACAUGUCCCCCAGCCCGACGAGCAAAACGUAUGAGAGCGGAGGCUAUGAAUAUUAAAAUAGAACCAGAAGAGACUACAGAAGCCAGAACUCAUAAUCUGAGACGUCGAAUGGGUUGUCCAACUCCAAAAUGUGAAAAUGAGAAAGAAAUGAAAAGUAACAUCAAACAAGAACCCUUUGAGAAGAAAGAUUAUAUUGUAGAGAGUGAGAAGGAAAAGCCCAAGAGUCGAUCUAAAAAAACCACCAAUGCUGUGGACCUGUAUGUCUGUCUCCUGUGCGGCAGUGGCAAUGAUGAGGACCGGCUUCUCUUGUGUGAUGGUUGUGAUGACAGUUACCAUACCUUUUGCUUGAUCCCACCUCUCCAUGAUGUUCCCAAGGGGGACUGGAGGUGUCCUAAGUGUUUGGCUCAGGAAUGUAGUAAGCCACAAGAAGCAUUUGGCUUUGAACAAGCAGCCAGGGACUAUACCCUUCGUACUUUUGGAGAAAUGGCAGAUGCGUUCAAAUCUGAUUACUUCAACAUGCCAGUCCAUAUGGUUCCCACAGAGCUGGUUGAGAAAGAAUUUUGGCGACUGGUAAGCACUAUUGAAGAAGAUGUCACAGUGGAAUAUGGAGCUGAUAUUGCUUCAAAGGAAUUUGGCAGUGGCUUUCCUGUCCGAGAUGGAAAAAUCAAACUUUCACCUGAAGAAGAGGAAUAUCUUGAUAGUGGCUGGAAUCUGAACAAUAUGCCAGUGAUGGAGCAGUCUGUCCUUGCUCACAUUACUGCAGACAUAUGCGGCAUGAAACUGCCUUGGCUGUAUGUGGGAAUGUGCUUUUCUUCCUUCUGUUGGCAUAUUGAAGACCACUGGAGCUAUUCAAUCAACUACCUGCACUGGGGUGAGCCAAAAACCUGGUAUGGAGUCCCAGGGUAUGCUGCUGAGCAACUAGAAAAUGUCAUGAAGAAGCUGGCUCCAGAGCUCUUCGUGUCCCAACCCGAUCUCCUGCAUCAGCUUGUGACCAUCAUGAACCCCAAUACCCUGAUGACUCAUGAAGUGCCUCUGCCAUUAGGCCGACAGUGUGUGGAACAUUAUCGCUUGCUUCACCGCUAUUGUGUGUUUUCCCAUGAUGAGAUGAUUUGCAAGAUGGCUUCCAAGGCUGACGUCCUGGAUGUUGUAGUGGCUUCCACUGUUCAGAAGGACAUGGCCAUUAUGAUUGAGGAUGAGAAAGCUUUAAGGGAAGUUGUCCGUAAAUUGGGAGUAAUCGAUUCUGAAAGAAUGGAUUUUGAGCUGUUGCCAGAUGAUGAGCGACAAUGUAUAAAAUGCAAAACUACAUGCUUCAUGUCUGCCAUCUCCUGUUCUUGUAAACCUGGCCUGCUUGUCUGCCUGCACCAUGUAAAAGAACUGUGUUCCUGCGCUCCUUAUAAAUACAAACUUCAGUAUAGAUACACUCUAGAUGAUCUCUACCCCAUGAUGAAUGCAUUGAAGCUUCGAGCAGAAUCUUACAAUGAAUGGGCCUUGAAUGUGAAUGAAGCUUUGGAGGCAAAGAUCAACAAGAAGAAAAGCCUUAUUAAUUUCAAGGCUUUAAUUGAAGAAUCGGAAAUGAAGAAAUUCCCAGACAAUGAUCUUUUACGUCACCUUCGCUUAGUCACACAGGAUGCAGAGAAGUGUGCCUCUGUUGCCCAGCAGUUGCUUAAUGGCAAAAGACAGACGAGAUACCGAUCUGGUGGAGGAAAAUCCCAAAAUCAGUUGACAGUGAACGAACUCCGACAGUUUGUGACACAGUUGUAUGCUCUUCCUUGUGUCCUCAGUCAAACACCAUUGCUAAAGGAUCUCUUGAAUCGUGUGGAAGAUUUCCAGCAGCAUAGCCAGAAACUACUCUCUGACGAAAUGCCUAGUGCUGCUGAGCUGCAGGACUUGCUAGACAUCAGCUUUGAAUUUGAUGUUGAACUUCCACAGCUUGCUGAGAUGCGAACUCGUCUGGAGCAGGCCCGUUGGCUGGAAGAGGUGCAGCAAGCUUGCCUGGACCCCAGCUCCCUUACUUUAGAUGAUAUGAGACGUCUCAUAGACCUUGGGGUAGGGCUCGCUCCAUACUCAGCGGUGGAGAAAGCCAUGGCCCGGCUGCAAGAACUGCUUACAGUGUCAGAGCACUGGGAUGACAAAGCCAAGAGUCUUCUCAAGGCCAGACCACGACAUUCGUUGAGCAGCCUUGCUACAGCAGUAAAGGAGAUUGAGGAGAUCCCUGCGUAUCUGCCCAAUGGUGCAGCCUUGAAAGAUUCAGUGCAGAGAGCCAGAGACUGGCUUCAGGAUGUGGAGGCCUUGCAGGCUGGAGGACGUGUACCGGUAUUAGAUACACUCAUAGAACUUGUUACAAGAGGCCGAUCUAUCCCGGUACAUCUGAAUUCUUUGCCAAGACUGGAAUCACUAGUAGCUGAGGUUCAAGCUUGGAAAGAAUGUGCUGCUAAUACAUUCUUGACUGAGAAUUCUCCGUAUUCUCUCUUAGAGGUGCUGUGUCCUCGAUGUGAUAUUGGCCUUUUGGGAUUGAAAAGGAAACAGAGAAAGUUAAAGGAGCCUUUGCCAAGUGGGAAGAAGAAAAGCACCAAACUAGAGACUCUGAGUGACCUCGAAAGGGCUUUAACUGAAAGCAAAGAAACUGCUUCAGCUAUGGCAACUCUUGGGGAAGCUCGCCUAAGAGAAAUGGAAGCCUUGCAAUCUCUCAGAGUCGCCAAUGAAGGGAAAUUGCUGUCACCUGUCCAAGAUGUGGAGUUGAAAGUCUGCCUAUGUCAGAAGGCCCCAGCAACCCCUAUGAUUCAGUGUGAACUCUGCAGGGAUGCUUUCCACACUAGUUGUGUGGCAGUACCCAGUACUUCACAAAGUCCCCGAAUCUGGCUUUGUCCCCAUUGUCGAAGGUCAGAGAAACCUCCCUUAGAGAAAAUUCUGCCCCUGCUGGCCUCCCUGCAGCGCAUCCGAGUUCGCCUUCCUGAGGGAGAUGCACUUCGGUAUAUGAUUGAGAGAACCGUGAACUGGCAACACAGAGCCCAGCAACUGCUUUCAUCAGGGAAUCUAAAAUUUGUGCAAGAGCGAGUGGGCUCAGGACUGUUAUCCAGCAGAUGGCAAGCCUCUGCGGGACAGGUGUCAGAGACAGGCAAGGUAUCUCAACCUCCUGGCACAACAUCCUUUUCUUUGCCUGAUGACUGGGACAACCGCACCUCAUAUUUACACUCCCCCUUUUCUACUGGACAGAGUUGUAUCCUCCUCCACGGCAUCAGUCCGGAAGUGAAUGAACUGUUGAUGGAAGCCCAGUUGCUCCAGGUAUCCCUUCCUGAAAUUCAGGAACUUUACCAGACUCUCCUUGCAAAGCCAAGCCCUGUUCAGCAAACUGACCGAAGCUCACCAGUUAGACCCAGCAGUGAGAAGAGUGACUGCUGCCGGGGAAAGCGAGAUGGAAUCAACAGUCUUGAGAGGAAACUGAAGAGACGCCUGGACAGAGAAGGCCUCUCCAAUGAGCGGUGGGAUCGAGUCAAGAAAAUGCGGACCCCCAAAAAGAAGAAAAUAAAACUGAGCCUCCCCAAGGACAUAAACAAUUUCAAGUUAGAGAGGGAGCGUAGCUAUGAGUUAGUCCGCUCUGCUGAAACUCAUUCCCUGCCCUCAGACACAUCCUAUUCUGAGCAGGAGGACUCUGAGGAUGAAGAUGCCAUCUGUCCAGCUGUGAGCUGCCUGCAGCCAGAAGGAGAUGAGGUGGACUGGGUCCAGUGUGAUGGCAGCUGCAAUCAGUGGUUUCAUCAGGUCUGUGUUGGUGUUUCUCCAGAGAUGGCAGAGAAAGAAGACUACAUCUGUGUGCGCUGUACUGGGAAGGACGCACCAAGCCGAAAGUAAAAACAAAACAAACACCCCCACUUAAUGUAAUUCAAGACUCCAACCAAGAUGAUUUUCUCAAAUCUCAGCAAAGCUACAGGACUGGUGUCCAAGCCAGCCUGUACAUGGUGCUAUUUCUAUUCCUUAUGGGAUCAUUUUUCCAGAACUCUUUGAAAAAAAGAAAAAAACAAUGAAAAAAAUUUUUGACACUUUUUGUAUUUUUUUCCUUAAGAGCUGUUUGUGGUUGUUGAGGUUUGAAAUGCUGACUGUUUUUUGCAGGGGUUUCCACCAACUUGGAAGGCAUUGAAGCUUGCACCUUUUCAUGUACAGCAUUAAAAUUGUACCUCUGUCUGGGAUUUACCGUUCAACUCAGUUCCGUGCCCAGAAGGGGCACCAGAAGUUCCAGUAAAUCCUCAAUUGAGGAAUCUUUCCCUUGUUUACUCUGUUACCAUAUUGGGGAAUUUUAAGUUUUUCACUUUUGGGGUUUUUGUUUGUUUCUUUAUCUACUUUUCUUUUUUUCUGGUAGACUAGGUUUAUUUAUCUGAGCAAUAACUUCUAUGUUGGUUUCAGUGGCUGGAAUUAAAACAAAACAAAACAAACUUCUGAACAGUGUGUUGGUGCUUUAGCAAUUGGUUGAUGUACAGAACGCAGGUGUCUAGUUUCUAGUGUCACUGAUGAACUAGUGAUGUAGAAAAGAGACUGCUCUGUAAGUAAUUGCCACAGCUGUAUUUUGGCUUCCUCCCUGCCCAUUCCUUCCUCCCCUCUUUUUUGGUAGCUUGUAUCAAAUGUUGCAGUUUAUAUUGUGGAAUAAAUCCUUGGUCCUAAUAUAACACUAAAUGCUGGUUAUUUAGAACCAUUAGAUUAUAGCUUCUUCUGCCCCUCCACCUUGUGGGCUUGCAGAACCAGAAGAGCUUGCUUGCUUUGGCUUCUGUCUACCCAACCUGCAAUAGCAGUGAACGUCAGGCUGCAGACAACAUGAGGGGAGUCUCGUUCUGUAGCCUGCCCUUUUUGGUGGCCCAUAUGACUCUAGGCCCUAUUAGUAAAGAACCUCUCAGUUUUUGAAGACUAUAACCUGCCCCAAAGCGAUUCUCUUCCUAAAUAGGCUCUCUGAGAAGGUUGGUGAAUCACUCCAUUGCUCAGAUUAGACCUUCUUAUGGAAAUGACACCUUUACUAUAUUUUACUUGACAGGGAAAGUUGGUUUAGGGUUAAGAGGUUGGAAGAAAAUCAAAGGAAGAUUCAUCUUCAUGGAGAGUCAGGUUUAGCAUGAGUCAAGGGAAAACUUUUAAACACCCAAGCUCUGCUUUUCUGGUCUCCUUUCCUGUCUGUCUCUAACUUUCUGGAUCGUCACUGGUUGUGGAUAGCUCAUAGCCAUUUUCCUUCCUUUUCUUUUUAAUGGGAUCAGUUCUGCAGUGGAGAGGGCAUCCUGGUGAACAGAACACUCUUUUUUCCUGUUCUGUUGCUGAUGUUUGUUUUCCUCACAUCCUAUAGCCAUAAACCCGAAGGUGGGUCGAACAAGUGGGUCUUGAAUGAAACACCACCAACAGAAACCAGUUUGUGCUGUAGCAUAGAUUUAAAUGUACUGUCCGCUUUUAUGGAAUUCAAAUAAUUAAAUCUCUUUAAGAAUGA
This is a messenger RNA of Heterocephalus glaber (naked mole-rat), 6268 nucleotides long. Lineage: Eukaryota; Metazoa; Chordata; Mammalia; Rodentia; Bathyergidae. The record is from RefSeq and is a predicted model, not a curated record.